Molecule: messenger RNA, 2472 nt
Organism: Limulus polyphemus (Atlantic horseshoe crab)
Lineage: Eukaryota; Metazoa; Arthropoda; Merostomata; Xiphosura; Limulidae
Product: tRNA 2-thiocytidine biosynthesis protein TtcA-like
Exons: 8
Coding region: 33-1373 (446 amino acids)
Source: RefSeq, a predicted model, not a curated record
CUUGCCGAAUUGAACUUCCUGAACAAGAACUUAUGUUUGACAAGGAAGCAGCCAACAUUCGUUGGUUGUUGCUACCAAGUGAAGCCAAAUUAUAUAUGUUAGGAGAAAAGAAGGAAGGUAGCAUACCGAAAUCCCUACCAUUUUACCCAAAGACAUACACGAUGAACUUCAAUAAUGAUGCUUCUACAAGCAAUAAUUUUUUUAGCAACAAGGAAGGCCAUUCAUGUGAAGAUAAGUCUCUAAAUAUUGAAACACAUAUAUGUAAUUCUAAAAGAGAUCAAUCUAAAGUAAAAAAUGCAUCACUUCCUCUUCCAAACAAAACCGAAAUUAAACAGUUGCUGCUUCUAGAGCCAGUGAUUCAUGCUUUGGAAAAUCAUUAUGAGAAUAAUAUGUCUUCAAAAUGGAUCAAUGAGUCUAGUUGUAAAUAUAAAACUGAAUGUCACACAUUGGAUCAUAACAGUGUAUCAUCUAAAUCUUACUGCUGUCUUGAAACAUCCAAUGAGGGAACAAAAUCUGAGAAUGUUCUAGAAAAACACAGGGAGGUGAAAAAUCAGUUACAAGCUACUACUUGCCAGUGGCAUUCUCCACCUAAACAGAUUUUCAAGCCAUUUCUUAAGGGUGUUGAAGAGUUUAACAUGAUUCAAGAUGGUGACAGUGUUCUUGUUUGUCUGUCAGGAGGAAAAGACUCCUUGUCAUUGUUGCACACAUUACACCAGUAUCAGUUUUAUGCCAAGAAAAAGGAGAUUAAUUUUCAGCUUGGAGCUGUCACUGUAGAUCCUGGAAGUCCAGCUUAUGACCCCAGCCCAUUAAAAGGGUACUUAUCUGCUUUAGGAGUACCUUAUUUUUAUGAAGAACAAGGUAUUGUAGAACAGGCAUCACAGUUGCCAGAAUGUUCAUCCAUUUGUAGUUUCUGUAGUCGAAUGAAACGAGGCAGAAUAUAUGCUUGUGCCAGAAGAGAGGGUUAUAAUGUAAUAGCUUUGGGCCAACAUUUAGAUGACCUAGCAGAAAGUUUUUUAAUGUCUGUGUUUCAUAAUGGACGUCUACGUACCAUGAAAGCACACUACACUGUUAAGGAGAAAGAUUUGAGAGUUGUAAGACCCUUAGUGUAUGUUAGAGAAAAGAAUCUUCGAAAAUUUGCUGAACAGAGAAAACUUCCUGUUAUUCCAGAAAAUUGUCCAGCCUGUUUUGAAGCCCCAAAAGAAAGACAUCGAACCAAACAGUUACUGGCAACUCAGGAAAUUCUAUUUCCUAAAUUAUAUGCAUCUCUUCGUUCUGCAAUGCAUCCUCUGAUGUCUAUAAACAGGACUGGUAUAGAAAGUAAAAUUUUUAGUUGGGUAUCUCAGAAUAAUGAUGAUAAUGAUGAUGAGUUUUAGAAAUUUACUAAGUACUGUAUUCCAAAACUGUAAUUUUAUAAAGAUUCUUAACCUGGAUAGAUAACACUAACCUCAAAUUAACCAGUCAGUCACCUUUUUUUUGAAAAGCUUAUGACCAUCUCCAAAGAUUGUUUAUGGGUAUACUGAGUCAUCAGAAAAAAAAAGAUAAGUCUGAAACAAAUCAUUGUUAAAGAUUUUUAAGGUUUGUAUAAAAGUGAGGCAUUAAAAAAUAUUUAUUUCAAAACAUCAAAAUUAAAUAUAGAAAAAAAAUAAAAAACAACAACAUACCAGUAUAGAUAUGUACCAAAUACUACAUAAGACACCAGUAUCAUAUUGCUUCACCUUUUCAGUUUAAAUUUUCAAGAUCACUAUUGCCUUAAGAAUGUGUAACUUAUGUUUUCUGUCCUACAAUGUCGAAAAGAAGAAAGUACAAUGUUAUGUAAAAAAUCUAUGUGAAAUGUUUUUGCUGGGUUUGUAGAAAAAGGAUUUUGAAAGUUUAAGAUGUUAUACACAUUUGCAAGAAAUAUUACCAUUUUGAAUUUCUUAACGUACUUUAUACAUAAUAUCUAAUAAAUUAAUUGUUUUUAUUAAUUAUUAUUAUGAUAACAUCAAAUCUUAAUGUGUGAUAUAUGAUAAAUUUACUGUGUUUACUGAUUUAUUUAUAGAUUCAGGUUUUAACUACAACAUAUAUAAUUAUUAUAACAUCAAGUUGAAAUCUAUAUGUGAUUAGAAAUACUGACAUUCUCAACAUAUUAUACAUUUAUACUGUUGGCACUGGAUUAAAUAGUAUGUGGAACUUGACAAUGUGUCUGUUUUGACUUGUCAUUUACUUUUUUAAAAUUAAUACUUCAAUGAACUGAAGACAUUGAGAUAAUUGAUUGGAAAGUUUUAAAUGCUUUUGGUUUCCUAUAAUAUCCAAACCUUACUAUACACUUAUAGAUCUGACCAUUUAAUUUGUUUUUAACUAUGUUCAUUCAUGACUGUGUAAAAUUUAUAACAGUUUUAUUUGUCACUUUCUAACGUUAGAAGAAGUUGUUGAUAUUUAAAUGAAUGCAGUUUUUAUCUUGUGUACUAUUAAUGUAUAUUUUAUGUUAUUGAA